Molecule: messenger RNA, 333 nt
Organism: Tetrahymena thermophila SB210
Lineage: Eukaryota; Ciliophora; Oligohymenophorea; Hymenostomatida; Tetrahymenidae
Product: outer surface protein F, putative
Exons: 1
Source: RefSeq, a predicted model, not a curated record
AUGAAUUCAUUGAAUUAAAGCACAAUUGAAGAAGAUGAAAAGCAGUCUUUAGAGAUUUUGUAAGGAUUUAAAUUGAGAUAUGCUGAGUUAGAAGAAAUUGUAGAUAAAAAGAUCUCAGAAAGACAAGGAAUUAUUGAGGAUAUAGAUGUAUUAGAAAAAAGACUAAAGGAUUUAAGAAAAAGUUUAAUAAAAAAGAAAGAAUUGAGGGAUAAAUAUUGCGAAAACAUUGAAACAUCUGAAAAAGCUUUAAAUAGAAUUGCUGAUUCUACAAAAACAUUACUAGAUUUUGUGACUAAAAAGAAUUAAAUUCUUGAUAGGGAAGCUAACAUAUGA